AUGCCUCUGAAAGAGACCCAACCCGAGAAGAACAACUCAGACGAACUACAAUACCAGCGCGACGGCAUUCCUCCAGCCAUGCAGAACUGGUUGAGUCAGUCAAAACAGGCAGAGCCUUGGUCGCCCGUGCAUGUGCAGGUGCAACCAGCAAGGACUCGAUCGGCUGAAGCGUCCAAGCUGUGA
Messenger RNA from Fusarium odoratissimum NRRL 54006, 183 nucleotides. RefSeq lists its product as uncharacterized. NCBI's taxonomy places the organism in Eukaryota, Fungi, Ascomycota, Sordariomycetes, Hypocreales, Nectriaceae. The transcript has 2 exons. The record is from RefSeq and is a predicted model, not a curated record. Bases 1 to 183 code for a protein of 60 amino acids.